Messenger RNA from Pelecanus crispus (Dalmatian pelican), 2443 nucleotides. The record is from RefSeq and is a predicted model, not a curated record. NCBI's taxonomy places the organism in Eukaryota, Metazoa, Chordata, Aves, Pelecaniformes, Pelecanidae.
AUCCAAACAUAAUUGCUAUGGGUUUUCCUGCGGAGAGGCUUGAAGGAGUAUACCGGAACAACAUUGACGAUGUAGUAAGGUUUUUGGAUUCAAAGCAUAAAAACCAUUACAAGAUAUACAAUCUAUGUGCUGAAAGACAUUAUGACACCGCCAAAUUUAACUGCAGAGUUGCACAGUACCCUUUUGAAGACCAUAACCCACCACAGCUAGAGCUUAUCAAACCUUUUUGUGAAGAUCUUGACCAAUGGCUGAGUGAAGAUGACAAUCAUGUUGCAGCAAUCCACUGUAAAGCUGGAAAGGGACGAACUGGUGUAAUGAUAUGUGCAUAUUUGUUGCAUCGAGGCAAGUUUUUAAAGGCUCAAGAAGCCCUAGAUUUCUAUGGGGAAGUAAGGACCAGAGACAAGAAGGGAGUGACAAUUCCCAGUCAGAGACGCUACGUGUACUAUUAUAGCUACCUGUUAAAGAAUCACUUGGAUUACAGACCAGUGGCACUGCUCUUUCACAAGAUGAUGUUUGAAACAAUUCCCAUGUUCAGCGGCGGAACUUGCAAUCCUCAGUUUGUGGUGUACCAGCUAAAGGUAAAGAUAUUCACCUCCCCUUCAGGACCCUCAAGACGUGAAGACAAGUAUAUGUACUUUGAAUUCCCUCAACCUUUGCCAGUAUGCGGUGAUAUCAAAGUGGAAUUUUUCCACAAACAGAACAAGAUGUUGAAAAAGGACAAAAUGUUUCACUUUUGGGUAAAUACAUUCUUCAUAGGACUGGAUGAAAAUUCAGACAAAGUAGAGAAUGGAAGUCUAGUUGCAGAUCAGGAACUUGAUGGUAUUUUCAGUACAGAGCGCUCAGAUAAUGAUAAGGAAUAUUUAAUCCUUACGUUAACAAAAAACGAUCUAGACAAAGCAAAUAAAGACAAAGCCAACAGAUAUUUCUCUCCAAACUUCAAGGUGAAGCUAUUUUUCACAAAAACAGUAGAAGAGCCAUCAAAUCCAGAGGCUAGCAGUUCAACUUCUGUAACGCCAGAUGUUAGUGACAAUGAACCUGAUCAUUAUAGAUACUCUGACACCACUGACUCUGAUCCAGAGAAUGAACCUUUUGAUGAAGAUCAACAUACGCAGAUUACAAAAGUCUGAAUAUUUUUUUUAUCAGAGAUAAAAAAACACACAAAAAAAAACAACCACGAAGAGUGACAAACUUGAAUAAACUGAAAAAAGGACCUUUUUAAAUGGCAAAAGGACAUAGUGUCAGAUUACCAAUGAUAGGAACAAUUCUUUCCUGACCAAUCUUGUUUUGCCCUAUAAAUCUCUACAGGGUUUGACACUUGUCCAGUUGGGAAAAAAAAAGGUUACGUAGCUCUUAUAUGUAUAUACCUUUUUGUGUCAAAAGGACAUUAAAACUUCAAUUAGGAACUAUAAACAUGGCACUUUCCCAUUUUAUUCCAGUUUUAUAAAAGUGGAGACAGACCUAAUGUGUAUACGUAGGAAUUUUUCCUUUUGUGUUCUGUCACCAAACGAAGUUUUGAAAAUAUACAGGUUCACAUCCUGCCCCUUUUUUUGCACUUGUGUGGCAACAGAAAAGUCUGCAGUUGGCUAAGAGAUGUUUCUAGAAGGUUUUACUACAUUCUAAUGCAUGUAUUUUGUAUGGGGGAUGGAAAGUAAUGCUCAGAAAGGAAUGUAGUCUGCUGGAGCUUGGCCUGUGUACCAUAUCCGGCUAUUUACAUGCACCUUUCUUUAGCAUGCUACCGUAAUUCAUCCUGGACAAUUGAAGAGUCGCCGCUGUCACUGCUUGUUGUUUGUGCAUUUUAUUUUUUUAAGUGUAAUGGUGCUAGAAAAGGCAGCUAGAGAGAGUGAUUCUGUAUAGGGGUACAGGAAUGAACCUUCACAACAUCCUAAAGACCCUCAAAUGAAGGGAGAAAAAUUAUUGGGGUCACAGAAAGGAAACACAGCAACAAUGACUUAACCAUACAAAUGUGGAGGCUAUCAACUAAAAUACGAGCUUGAAACAAAUUGUUACAAAAUUUGACAAUGAUUUAUUAGUUGUUUUUUUUCCUGAAUUGUAAUGGCUGCUCCAUCUCCUGUGUAAUCAAGGCCAGUGCUAAAAGUCAGAUGCUAUUACUGCAUACAUCAGUCAGCAUCUUACAUUUAUAUUAUUAGUUUUUCAAUCAUAUUCCUGCAUGUGAAUACUUCAUGUGCUGCCUUGCAAGCUUUUUUCUCAUUAAUAUAAAAAUAUUUUGUAAUGGUGCACAGGAAAUUUCGAUUGGAGAUUCUCCAGGUUAGUGUUUGUUUUGAGGAUUUAUGAUGCAUUUAUUCAAUCAAACCUCUGUCAGCCGUUCCACCCCUUUGACCUUACACAUUCUAUUACAGUGAGUUUUGCAGUUUUGCACACUUUUUUAAAAAAUGUCAUUAACUGUUAGGGAAUUUUACUUGAAUACUCAGUACCUACGAUGUUU